Messenger RNA from Trichoderma virens Gv29-8, 654 nucleotides. RefSeq lists its product as uncharacterized. NCBI's taxonomy places the organism in Eukaryota, Fungi, Ascomycota, Sordariomycetes, Hypocreales, Hypocreaceae. The record is from RefSeq and is a predicted model, not a curated record. Bases 1 to 654 code for a protein of 217 amino acids. The transcript has a single exon.
AUGUCGCGCGUCUUAGUCAGUAAAAUAAUUACCUCUAUUGGAGAGGCAAUUUCGAAGUUUAUGAGUAUUGGGGAUGUUCACGGAGACAUUAAUACGGUCGAAGGCCUUCCGCCCGCAUUCAAAGAUGUUAACAAACACAUACCGACAGUCUGCGAGGCGCUUACAGCGGCCCAAGGCCAUAUACGAGAUAGGAAAGAGGACAGAAUUUCCACAGAAAUGACAUCUACUGUGGAAGAGUGCAAGAUAAAAGCGACUCGUUUAGCGGCGUUGUUUCUGAACGUCGUUCCGCAGGAAACAGAUGACAGGGUGAAAUUCUAUCACAUUGCUGUGCGCCAGCUGGGCGAGAGGAGUCGCGUAGAGACUCUCAUGAAAGACGCAAUGGAGGCCAUAAAGGUCUUAUUGACAGUGGACGAUGAGAUGAAAGAGGCGACAAAAUCACAACUUAAGAAACUAGUAGAAGCUCUACAGGAGGUAUCAGCAAUCCCGCAAUCGCUGCAAGACGAGAGCUCGUCUCAAGGGAGUGGUAUCAACAACUAUGGAUCGGGUCCCCAAAAUGUGAAUACCGGUUCUGCACCCCAGUACAACAACAAUGGUAACGCGCCGCAAAUAAAUGGUGGCUCGUUUAAUGGCGUCAACCCUUUCUCUCAGAAGUAA